UGACAGAGCCAAUAUCAGGCCCGAGUCCGCUUCACUUUCAAUUAGCAGAUAAUAGAACCCGUGGUUUUAUUUCUUUUAUUCUUUGCGCAGCCGCCUUGGAAGACACACGGACGCACAGUGGGGGGACGGAGAGAGAACAGAGCGAAGCAAAAAGAUGGUUAUCGACGUAAUUAAAGUGAGGCAGCGCUGUUGUCUCGUCGCCUCUCAUUAUUAGAAGCACCUCUCUUUUGUUGUGCGCCUGUGUGCGUGUGUGUGCGUCGAGUCUGUGUGUGUCGUUAGCCGGGUCUCCCCCCCUCUCUCUCUCCCCUAUACACACACACACGUGGCUUUAUAAAAGGACUCCUCGGCGUUUUAGUUUAAACGGGAGUCCCCGCUGGAUAGAAGAAUCCACAGACCGUGGCGAUGUCUCCCAAAUAUUCCGCAGCCACCAAGCUCUUGACUCUACUGCUGGUCCCGAGUCUGGCUCACGCGAUGCACGUGAAGGAGCUUCAACUGCCCGAGGAUCUCAGGGUUCUCUACGAUUCCCAGGACAAGAGGGACCUGCAGCUGGGCUCCUACCGGAGGAACCUUCGCUGCAUCGACAUGCUGAGCGUGGAGGGGAGCUUCACGUUCACGUCGAGCGAGCCGGGCCAACGCUGCGCACUCUUCCUCAUCGCGAACCCGGACGAGACUCUGCUUCUGCACUACACGGACGUGAACAUCGACUGCGGUGCAGGGGACUCGCUCACGGUGUUUGACGGCUGGGUCAUGAAGCGGCAGACGUUCCCGGGAAACGGGGACUACCCCCUGCCGGCCGAGCGCCGCUCCCGGGACUUCUGCCGCGGCCUCGGCUCUCUGCAGCGCACGUUCAGCUCCAGCCAGAACGUGGCCAUGAUCCUGUUCAACAUCGCCACUCCGGGACAGGGUUUCACCGUGGCCGUGAGGAAGGCGCUCAGCCACGCUCCAUGUAACGCGGUGUCGCCCAGCGCGGACGGCAUCCACACGCUGGCGCUGCCGCCCGACCGGGCGAGCUGCAGCUUCUCCAUCAUCUAUCCCGUGGCGCUGGAGCUGUUGACGAUGCGGGACAAGGGCGCCAGUGCAGGGGACACCGCCGGCCACGGACAGGAGGAUGUGCAACAGCUCGACGCCGAGUGCGACGCGGGCGCCUUCGUCCAAGUGCUGGGCGGCAACGGUCUCAAUCCCAGCACCAUGAACAGCCUGGCAACGUUCUGUUCCACGCUCUCCUCGCCAGUGGAGUUGGCGGCGGGCUGCGAGCACACUGUGGUGCGGCUGGUGGGCAGGCCCGGCACUCGGGCUCAGGUCACCUUCUCCUUCCGUCGACUCACGCCCAACGACACCGGCAGCUCCCACGCUCGAUGCCCCGUUCCCUUCUAGCCCCGAGGAAGAGCACCACGCCGCACACACACACACACUAUAUACACACACGAUGACAGAUACCACCCCCCCCCCCCCCCCCGUGUAGCCUGCACACGCUGUGAUAGUGGGCAUCUACGAAAGCCGACAACGGCGCAUAAAGAGGUGGGUGGUGUAACCGGGGGGGAAAAUAAAAAAAAAACACGUGGCCGCCUUUGUCUCCGCAGUGCUGUUGUUUACACACCGCACCAGGUAAUAAAGCAGAGUCAACCUUGGGGAGGCGCACGGCCCGUUCAGAUAUUUGCCACUGAUGUUAGCCGUAGCCAGGAAUCAAACUCACGGUCGCCACGUUCACAGGGCAGCGGGCCACUCGCUAACGCCCUCCGCUGCUCGUGCCAGCCUUGUUAGGUGCUUUGCUGGCAGCACUUGGCCCAAAAAAGUAUUUGACGGCUACAGGGGGAUAUUUGUCUGAAGCUGCACACACUUUUGACCAUGCAGGGCCCCCCCCCCCCCAUUCGCCCUGCAAGAGAUGUCAAUGUACAGUCGUGAAACAGGCCAACCCAGCGGUCGCUCUCUUGACGUAGACCGCGGGGCUCGAACGGGAUGGGGCCCACCAAUCCACGCGGUUGGGCUCUUGUGGCCAACGGCUCAAUUGUCUUUAGACGCCCCCCCCCCCCGACAAGGGACGUACAAAAGCAAUGGUAACAAUGGCAAGUUUGCGUAAAAUAGUGAGAAGUCGUACAACGCUUUUGUGUAUUUAUAGCGCAUGCAUACCUUACAGAUGCUGAUAAUGUAAUAAAUAUUUACUCUGCAUAUAUAUAAAAUACAUACUGUAUAUGAUGUAUUACAGCAGUUUAAAUGAGGGAAUAUCCAAUAACCUCAACAAACGCAAAAUCUCCCUUAUCAGUAUUAACGCCUCGGGAAGCCAAGGAGAGCCGUGGUGACGUCACGUGCUUUUCCAAACGCCCUUGGACACCGGUUGUGUGUAUGGGGAGAUUGUGUUUCCCUCUGGAUUCCACCCUUGUGAUGCUUACGCUUGAUCCUUUCCUUACAUACAACGCAGAGUUGUUGCAUUCCUUGUAAACUGAGGUCGCAGCCUCCUCCUCCACUUCUAUGUUUUAAUCUGUGUCAAUAAAUGUUGAUAGAAUUAGA
Molecule: messenger RNA, 2505 nt
Organism: Petromyzon marinus (sea lamprey)
Lineage: Eukaryota; Metazoa; Chordata; Hyperoartia; Petromyzontiformes; Petromyzontidae
Gene: CRHBP
Product: corticotropin releasing hormone binding protein
Biological process (GO): hormone-mediated signaling pathway; negative regulation of corticotropin-releasing hormone receptor activity; negative regulation of corticotropin secretion
Molecular function (GO): corticotropin-releasing hormone binding
Source: RefSeq, a predicted model, not a curated record